AGCCUGUGUCCAGUCCAGACCCAGAGUGAUGAGAGACCGUUCAGUCGCUCUCCUCUGAACACACCCUACCCUCAGACGGGACACACCGGGGGAGAGGUCAUAUCAAAGCGGAAAUUAAUUCGACAUGGCACAUUUUAGCAGAGAACAGUGAUAUUCCUGCGGGCUGCGUGGAAGAAAAUACUGGAAUGACUUGUGCGCGGAGGAAAACCGUGACGUACGACGUAAAUAUUUACAUGCCCUUGCUCACAGCAGUACUGCUAGACAUCGACUAAACUCACAUUGAAACCUACAUCGUGUGUGUAUGAGAGACUGCGGAGGAACUGCGAUGUUAACACGCACUAAGAACGACUGAAAUAAAAACACAGGCGGAAAACGAAUCAUCCUUCCCUGAGAUCGUAAUAGAAUUCUGAUGACCGUGAGUCUGUCCGGACCGUGAGAGUUUCUGCAGGUUUGCGGGACUUUUGUUUAAUCUGCGGUCAUGCCGCAUGCUUCAUCAGAGCUGUUCCCUACCUCAGAGAAUCGAGGAUUGCUGAAGUUUUUUGACAGAAGAGACUAAUUAUGACCUAAUUGGGCUGAAAUACGAAUAGUUUGGAAUGAAACUGCCGCCUUAUAAAAAUUCCAAAUUAUUUUGUUAGCAAUCGUAACUUUUGUGGUUACUGAAACGUUGUUGAAAACGUAUUGAAACGUAUAAAUUCUUAUUUAAUUAAUAAUUUUUAAGACCCCCAGUUUUGCUUUAAGGGGAUUCAUGCCUUAAUUAGGGGGUUUGACACCCCUACCCCUAAACCUCCCUUAUUCACACCCUGCGAAUGAGCACUUUGUGAAAAAGAUUUUACUGAAAUGCAAUUGGAUGCAAGUUUUUAUAAUUGUAUUAUGUAAAUUCACAUUGAUCUUUAUGUAAGUAUAUUUUCUCUCUCAGGUGAAAGAUGACAGGUGUGAGGUGAGCAGAAGGACUUUUAAAAACUGUUUUCUAAUAAACUAUAGGAACGCUAAGGCUUAUUUCUUAUUUUCAUUUGUUUCUUACCAAAUGUAAUCUCAUGUAUACAGUUAAAGGACUUUUAAUAGUUAAAUGACGUGAAGUCAUUUUGAAAGUAUGCCCAGUCUGGAGGCCUUUUUCCAGGGUGAGAAUCUGUAACCAAUCAUGGGAGCGAAGCAAACUAAGACUGGAGGACAGGAGGCAGGAUCGAGCCCUCAGAGCACAGGAUGGAAACAGACCCCCACAAAAGAGCGAGGAGAUAUCCUUACUUCUUUGAUGUUGAGGUCAGGAGACAAACUGAGGAGCGGCGGGACUCCUCCUCCCUACCAGCGGCGCAUCGGGAUGAUACAAGAGAUGAUGCUGAUGGCAAAGCAGGGGAAACACGAUGAGGCGACAGAGAUGCUGAAAACUCUUCGGCAGGAUCUGGGAAUGGAGUCAACCUCUCUGGAUGAUGUUCUCUACCGCUAUGCCAGUUUCCGCAACCUGGUGGAUCCCAUUACCCAUGACCUCAUUAUCAGCCUGGCCAAAUACAUUCACUGCCCAAAGACGGAGGGAGAUGCUUUGGGUGCCAUGGAGAAGGUGUGCCGUCAGCUGACCUACCACCUGAGCCCGCACUCCCAGUGGAGACGGCAGGGGCUUCUGAAGAGGAAGCCACAAGCCUGUCUGAAAUCAGUUCUUUCAAGUCCUCCAUUCGGUGGGACAUUAGAACUGUCUGGCAUCCCUCUUGGAGUGAAAGACAUGGAGCGUCUCUGUGCCUACCUGCAUCACCACGCAUCUCGCAUAGGCAGCAUAGAGAUGGGCUUCACCGAGCUCACAGACGAUGCCUUCCUUCUGCUCCUCCCUAUGCUGGCGUCUCUUCCCCGCCUUGAGACUCUGGCCCUUAAUGGCAACAGGCUGACCCGUGCGGUGCUCAAAGAGCUCACAGACACGCUGAAGGACCCGGACAGCUUCCCCAGCGUCACCUGGAUCGACCUUGGGAACAACGUGGACAUCUUCUCCCUCCCACAACCUUUUCUGGUGAGUCUGCGAAAGCGCUGCCCCAAACAGGGCUACCUUCCCACCAUCCUGGAGUUCGGCGAGAGCCAGGCCAGCGAGCCAGAGGGCAGAGUGGAUGAAGACGAUGCAGAUGAUACAAACAGGACAGAGAGUAUGGGAGAACUCAGAUCUGAGGUAGAAGAAGAGAUUGACGGUGAGAUGGAGAUCGAAGACAUGAUGGAGGAGUUGCUGGACUUUGACAGGGAGGUGCAAGGCAAGGAGGAUGAGGACGAUAGUAUGUGGACCGUGGAGGAGCAGCGGCUGGUAAAAGAUCCAGUUGCAAAGCGGAACAAAGAGAAGAGAGUGUCCAAAACAGAGGGCAAAGAGGACUUACAAAGCCAGUCUUCCCAUCUAUCCUGCUCCAGCCAGUCACAGCACUCUUCUGGAGCCAUCGAGCCUAUAAGAGAAGACUCUGUGCCAGACCAGUUAGCAUGUUCUUCAAACAACCCUACCUGAUUGAAACCACUGUGUAAUUUGAUUCGAGUUUGGUCCCUUUAAGAAAAAGAGAAAGUGUGACAGGCUUGUUUUCAGACUGGGUUAUCCAUGAAGUCAUGCGAUUCUGCAGGGUUUAUAGGGUUGACAAUCACAGCGGUUGUCUGUUGUUGCAAAGGAGAAAUGGUUAACUUGUUAGGUAAAAAAUAUCAAAUUUACAUUCUCAUUCAGGUUUUCCCCAUCAUGAUAAAAAAU
Messenger RNA from Carassius carassius (crucian carp), 2695 nucleotides. Its product is annotated as leucine-rich repeat-containing protein 75A-like. Lineage: Eukaryota; Metazoa; Chordata; Actinopteri; Cypriniformes; Cyprinidae. The coding region runs from base 1139 to 2464 and encodes 441 amino acids. The transcript is spliced from 5 exons. The record is from RefSeq and is a predicted model, not a curated record.